Molecule: messenger RNA, 459 nt
Organism: Staurois parvus
Lineage: Eukaryota; Metazoa; Chordata; Amphibia; Anura; Ranidae
Source: the annotation of a GenBank genome assembly
GCAUUCACUAUAUCCGCUCUCCCCGGACCCCGCAUUCACUAUAUCCGCUCUCCCCGGACCCCGCAUUCGCUACAUCCGCUCUCCCCGGACCCCGCAUUCGCUACAUCCGCUCUCCCCGGACCCCGCAUUCGCUACAUCCGGUCUCCCCGGACCCCGCAUUCGCUACAUCCGGUCUCCCCGGACCCCGCAUUCGCUACAUCCGCUCUCCCCGGACCCCGCAUUCGCUACAUCCGCUCUCCCCGGACCCCGCAUUCGCUACAUCCGCUCUCCCCGGACCCCGCAUUCGCUACAUCCGCUCUCCCCGGACCCCGCAUUCGCUACAUCCGCUCUCCCCGGACCCCGCAUUCACUAUAUCCACUCUCCCUGGACCCCGCAUUCACUAUAUCCGCCCUCCCCGAACCCUGCAUUCACUAUAUCCGCUCUCUCCCGGACCCCGCAUUCACUAUAUCCGCUCUCUCC